Molecule: messenger RNA, 744 nt
Organism: Hibiscus syriacus
Lineage: Eukaryota; Viridiplantae; Streptophyta; Magnoliopsida; Malvales; Malvaceae
Product: kinetochore protein SPC24 homolog
Exons: 5
Coding region: 91-696 (201 amino acids)
Biological process (GO): regulation of chromosome segregation
Source: RefSeq, a predicted model, not a curated record
AGAUCCCCAUUUCGACAUUUUUUCUAGAACGCUUGCAAAGCUGUCUUUCUUUUUGGAGUUCCAACUUGAAGAAAGGGAAACCCUAAAAAAAUGGGGGAAUCCACGAGAAUGAUCGAUGUGGAGAAGCUGAUAUCUUACAGCGACGAUCUGGUGGAGGUAUUGAAGGACAAAAGGGACAUUAGCAACGUAACGCAAUGUUCCCAGCACUUUAACGAUCUCCGCUCGCAUUGCGACUCUGAUUCCAAAGAGAUUUAUCGGUUGAUUCAAGAAUAUGAAGAAAAGAUCGAAGCUUGCAAGAAGAAAACAGAGCAGGCAAAGUCUGAGGUUGCCGAUGCUGCUGAAAUGGAUUAUCUGCAUAAGGAAUUCCAAGAGGAACUGGAAAAAGAACUUCGACUUAAGGAGGAGCUUAGGGCUAUUAGCAAUGAGAUAAUUGAGCUGGAGCGCCAGAGGGUUUCUAUAGAAGAACAGAAGAAAAAGUUAAGGAAAUUUGAGCAAGACAAAUUCAAAGCACAGAGGAAGCUUUCGAUGUAUGCCUCUAUAACUAAUAUUAUUCCAGACUUGGAAGAUCAGUCCAAAAUCUCAGGCCAUAUAGUGGAUAGAGAUAAAAAGGUGCUUAAGAAGUUUGAAUUUGACCCAUCAAAGAUGAGUGCUUUUGAUGCUUGUGAUAGCCUAUGGAAGAUGAUAAAUUCCCAAUAGCCGUUGCUCAUAUUUUGUAUUGUCAUGUAAUAGAUGAUUAUGGUUCUU